AUGUCAGCGCCCUCUUUAGAAAAGCACCAUAUGUAGACUGUGGAGUCGCGUUAGAAGCACGUGUUAACGCUGAGAAUUAGACUACCACUAGUAUCAAAUAGUUUAUAAUUACGAUGGAAGAAUUCGUUUUAGGAUCACCUAAACCAAAGGAAAAGAAAAAAAAGAAGAAACAUUCUCUUGGUGAUGUGCAAGCUGAAGAAGACUUCCAAAUUGAACCAUCAGAAAAGAAAGGAAGUUUGAAUACUUCACAGUGGCCAUUAUUACUAAAGAAUUUUGAUAGGCUCAAUGUUCGAACUAACCAUUACACACCUCUUCCACAUGGAUGUUCACCACUCAAACGAGACAUUAAAGAUUAUAUCAGUUCAGGAUUCUUGAACUUGGAUAAACCUGCCAAUCCAUCUUCACAUGAAGUUGUGGCUUGGGUUAAGAGGAUUUUGCGAGUUGAAAAAACUGGACACAGUGGCACUCUUGAUCCAAAAGUUACAGGAUGCUUAAUAGUUUGUAUAGAACGAGCAACUCGUCUUGUUAAGUCUCAGCAGGGGGCAGGAAAGGAGUAUGUUUGUAUAUUUCGACUACACAGUGCACCAGAAAAUCAGCAACAAGUUGUAAAAUGUCUUGAGGGCUUAAAUGGUGCACUCUUUCAACGUCCACCACUAAUAUCUGCUGUGAAACGACAACUGCGAGUCAGGACAAUAUACGAAACAAAACUACUAGAAUACGACCAAGAAAAACAUAUGGGUAUAUUUUGGGUGAGUUGCGAAGCUGGUACAUAUAUUAGGACAUUGUGUGUUCAUCUUGGACUACUACUUGGUGUGGGAGGACAAAUGCAAGAGCUGCGAAGAGUUCGUUCUGGAAUCCAAUCAGAAAAGGAAGGACUUGUGACAAUGCAUGAUGUUUUAGAUGCCCAGUGGUUGUAUGAUAAUCAUAAGGAUGAGAGUUACCUCAGACGUGUGAUCAGACCAGUGGAAGGACUUUUAGUGUCUCAUAAGAGGGUAAUCAUGAAAGACAGUGCUGUCAAUGCAGUUUGUUAUGGGGCAAAAAUUAUGUUACCUGGGGUACUUAGGUUUGAAGAUGGCAUAGAGUUGAAUGAAGAGAUUGUUAUUGUUACCACCAAAGGAGAAGCCAUUGCUUUAGCCAUCGCUCUGAUGACAACAGCAACAAUUGCAAGCUGUGAUCAUGGAGUAGUGGCAAAGAUUAAACGAGUAAUCAUGGAACGAGAUCAGUACCCUCGAAAGUGGGGUCUAGGCCCAACAGCAUCAGUGAAAAAGCAAAUGAUUAAGGAAGGAAAGUUGGAUAAGUAUGGAAAACCCAAUGAGAUGACUCCAGGAAGCUGGGUUGAAGAAUAUAAGGAUUUGAGUCUUGUCAAAGGAGCACCACAAACACCAUCUGUUCCCCAAGAAACUGUUCCUUCUAUUAAAAAGCGAAAACACAGUAGUAGUAGUUCUACCUCUACAGAAGAAGUGAAGCCAGUUAUAAAAGAGGAUUUGCUUGAAUCCUUGCCAAGUACCUCAGAGAUAAAGAAAGAGAAGAAGAAAAAGAAAAAGAAGAGGAGAGAAGAUGAUGGUGAAGCAGUUGAUCAAGCAGUGUCUGAGCCAAAAAAGGAAAAGAAGAAAAAGAAGAAAAAAGACAAGAAAAAGGAACUUUAAAAGAAAUAUCAGAAUUGUUGGGCUGGUCAUUAGGAUUCAUUCAAUCUUCAUUGUUUAUAUUCAACCAAAACUGAAUAAACUUUUAUUACAUCUUGUAAAACUCAA
Molecule: messenger RNA, 1751 nt
Organism: Limulus polyphemus (Atlantic horseshoe crab)
Lineage: Eukaryota; Metazoa; Arthropoda; Merostomata; Xiphosura; Limulidae
Gene: Nop60B
Product: H/ACA ribonucleoprotein complex subunit 4
Exons: 13
Coding region: 114-1646 (510 amino acids)
Biological process (GO): snRNA pseudouridine synthesis; box H/ACA sno(s)RNA 3'-end processing; rRNA pseudouridine synthesis
Cellular component (GO): box H/ACA snoRNP complex
Molecular function (GO): pseudouridine synthase activity; RNA binding
Source: RefSeq, a predicted model, not a curated record